CGAUUUCUUAAAUCUUGUCUGGUGUGAGACAAAUAAUGUAAAAUGGUUUAAUAUAUGGUCAUUACGUUUAACACUUGGCAGAAUAAGAGGGAUAUAUAUUUCUGUCAGUACCUCUUGAUAAUUUGUUAAAAAUCGAUAUUCCUAAAGGUUAGGAUGGGUUUGUUAUCAGAUCCUGAUUAUGGUUCCGUAAAAUGGGUAAGAGUUCUCAAGAGAAUUCAUGGACCACUGUGUAUUUUGUGUUAUAUGGGGGCCCUUGUAUGGUUUGUGAUGUUAGGCAAUAGAGAAUUCAAUAAUGAGACUUACUUUUCCGAGAAUGCAUUAUUGCCUGGAUUAGUAACCAAUGAAUUCAAUGGGGAGCAGUCUGCUAAGCAGUUUUUCAGCGACUUUCAGCAAGAACUUGAGGACAAAUAUGAUGAUAACGAUGAUAUGCCAGUACCAUGGUUAGUAGCAAAAAUGUCACAACUUCAUUUGGAAGUGUACACACAUAACUUUACUCUUAAUUAUCCGCUGGGACAAGGCCAAGUUUACAAAGGUACAAAUGUUUAUGGAAUCUUGAGAGCACCUCGUACAUCUUCAUUGGAAGCAUUAGUGGUGACAGCCCCAUUCAGAUCCAUAGCUUCACACCAGAAGGGCACUGGAGCUGGUAUAGCUUUGAUGCUAGCUUUUGCCCAGUUUGCAAGAUCGCAAAAAUACUGGGCCAAAGAUUUAAUUUUCCUAGUGACUGAACAUGAACAACUUGGUAUGCAAGCAUGGCUUGAAGCUUACCAUGGACUCCAGAGCGAUACCAAAACAUUUUAUAUGAGUCUUGGUAGUUUCUGGCAGCCUGGUAAUCCGUCCCUUGAUUUUAGUAAAAUAGAAGCAAGUUUGAAUUUGGCGAGUAAUCAUGAAAAAUGCUUGAAUCCAGGCAAGUUGAGAGGAAGAUCAGGCUCUAUUCAGGCUGCCAUUAAUCUAGAGUUCCAUACACCAAAAAUAAAGUAUAUAGAGGUAAAAGUAGAAGGGCUCAAUGGUCAGUUACCAAAUUUGGAUCUAGUCAAUUUAGUACAUAGAUUAUGCGUCAAAUCCGGUAUAAAUCGUUCAUAUAAAAACAGCUAUUCCUGGAUUAAGGCCCGUAGUAAAACAGAUGAAUGGCUGAGUGGUAUAUGGACCAUGAUGGGAAUGGUGUCUGCCCAAAUCGCUGGAGUUCCAAACGGUAACCAUGGUUUGUUCCAUCGGUUCGGCAUCGAAGCUGUUAGUUUGGAAGGUCGUGACGCUAAUGAUCCUGCUGGCACACCUCCCAAAGUACAUGGACUAAAUGCCGCCAAUUUCUAUCGCCUCGGCAUCGCCUUAGAAAGUAUCCUCAGGUCUUUGAAUAAUCUCCUAGAGAGAUUUCAUCAGAGCUACUUCUUUUAUUUGUUGGCUGCUACGAAUAGGUUUAUAUCAAUUGGGCAAUAUAUGCCGUCAUUGUGUCUUCUGUGUGUUGCUAUGUUAUUAAGGGCUUUGGCUCUUUGGGUGACAAUACAACAAGAUGGUGAUGAUGAGGCAGAUAAACAGUCUACCACUACCAAACGCAAAAACUCUGAUAUUGAUGCACCAGAAGAACAGAAAACCGAAGAAAUUAUCACUGAAAAAACGGGAGAGGAAAAAAGUGGAUUGCGACAUAGAAAACAUAAGCAACACGACACUGCAGUACCAGGAGAGCAGAAAGAAAAGGAUGUUACACCAAAAAAAUCGAAGAAGUUGAAAAAGGACGCGUCUAGUAUGAGUAUAGUGAAUAUUGGCGCGAAUUAUUUCAUCGUUCAUUUAUUGGGUUAUGCUGUAAUGAAUUCACCGGCACUGCUAAGUUAUGUUGGUGCGAAAUACGGUCUACCAUCGGAAGUAUCAGUAUAUUAUGGGCUGAUAAUCAUAUCUCUCUUUUUAACAGCCUUUACUCCAUUUUUGCCUAAACUCUUGCGCAAGGGUCGUAUGAGCCAUGACGAAUUGACUUUAGUUAACAUUCUCCUGCUAAUAGAGUUGGCCACAGUUUGUUUAGCUGUGGGUAUGCAUAAUUUUUCUUUGGGAUUGGUGAUUGCAUGGAAGUCGGGAUAUUAAAUAUUGUCUAUUUUAUCUCGUUAUCAUUACGUUCUGUUUUUCAGUGUAAUGUUGGCAAUAAAACGAGUUGUAUGCUUGCUACUUCAACCGUUAUGCUGUGUGACGCUUUGCAUGAUAGCGUACAGUCGUGUUCUGUUUCCGGAAGAGAAUAUUCUGGAAAUGGCUUCCAGGGGCCGAGAUGCCGCUAUGCAAGCCACCAUGUUUGCUGUAGUCGACUCUAUGAUUUAUGGAAAUUGGCUUUUUAACGUGGUCACUUCUUUGAUAUUACCAACUUGGUUACUAUUCUGGCAAAUAUUAUGUAACAAAGUAGAUUGAUGUGGCAUGUUUUUAAAUAUUGUAAGUUAUUUAAUUAAAAUUAUUUAAAUUAUAUUUGGUUUUUAUCUUAAAGCACAUCGAUU
Messenger RNA from Diatraea saccharalis (sugarcane borer), 2465 nucleotides. The record is from the annotation of a GenBank genome assembly. NCBI's taxonomy places the organism in Eukaryota, Metazoa, Arthropoda, Insecta, Lepidoptera, Crambidae.